GGAUGACACGACCAACCUCGGACAGCAGCCUGUUGGAUAGUAAUCUUUGCAUUACCUUAGUGCACAUGGGCAACUGACUGUCCUGUGUUGGCGUGUGGACAGUCAGACCAGUUGGAAACCAUGAGUAAGCCAGCAGCCAGCGACCUGUGCCAUGAACACCACGCGAAGGUGGAAGAGGAUCGCAAAAUGAGAGGAGGACCAGACAGUGCUGGGCAUCAGCAGUCGAGAGUUCGAUUGAGCUGUUGUCUGUAUUGCGAUCAUUACAUUCUUCCAACGUAGCCGACCAUCAAAAAUGGAGUCAGGCAUGAAAUACCGAGAACGAACCUUGCGAUUGGAUCUGCAACGGCGUGUUUGCGAAGAUGGGAACGGGGCCAUCGCUGAUGCUUGGAUUUUUGAUGUGGUCGAAAGUGGUCCGCAAAAGGGCCUCCAUCUCGCAAUUGCACUUGUGCCCCAGGAGCACCGUGCUGGUGAGGAAGAAGAAGCUCUCAUCGUGGAGACGGCCCGCGAAGCCCUGAAAAAAGCGCUCGAUAAUUUGCCUCUGUCUGCAGCUUUUCCGGCGAUAGACGACUGGCGGUGGCUUGUCCUUCCACGACUUCCAUCUUCCAAAACUGGUGGUGUGGACAAACAUCUACUGGGGCAGAGUCUGUAUGAAAAGGAGACACAGCAUGCCAAUGGACAUGCUUUUCCAGAUGUCUCUGAGGAUGAAGCCACACUUGCCAUUGUCAGCCCACACCAGUAUUGGAAUGAUCAGUUAUGUGAUGCGAAGCCACCCAGCUUUCCACGGCUCAAGCCAGGCAGCAUGUUAAGGCGACGGACGUCAAACGGAAUGCGCCGAGUCAAGAAGUCAAGUUCGUUUCCAUUGCAACCGAAUGGAAAAAGCGCUAUGGACAGGAACACUCUUGUGCGUGCCGCAUGGGCUAUUGUGCUUGCGCGCUAUAGUGAGAGCGAUGAUGUUUGUUUUGGAGCGCAAGUUUUUAGCAUGGAUAAAGUGGCAAGCCCAAACACUGCUACAAUCGUUCCGAUCCGCGUCCGCAUCGAUCAAAGAUCAACAACUAAAAGCUUUCUGCAGAGCGUCCUAGCGCAAGCAGUUGAAAUGAUGCAUUAUGAGCAAUUUGGUCUCCAGAACAUAUCAAAAGUUAAUCGCGAUGCCGAGGUUGUCUGCAACUUCUCCAGCGUGCUGAUCGUUAGGCCCUUGGACCUUUCCGAGAAAUUGGAUAGACGUCCAGAGACGAAUUUGGAGGAUAAAACGGAUGAGUACGAACUAUCGUGCGAUGAAGUCGACUACCCGCUGCUUCUACAGUGCAUCUUUUUGGAUGGCGCCAUAGAUCUAUGUGCUUUAUAUGACCCUCGUGCUAUCGCCGAACUUCAAAUCGUGGCACUCUUCAAUCACCUCGGCCAGGUGAUUAAACAGCUCCAAUACCCCAGCCGGAAUGGCACCCUCGUUAGCGAGAUAUCCUUGGACGGUCCUUGGGAUGUUCAACAGGCUCUCUUCUGGAAUUGUAGAGAAACUCCCGAGAUCGUCGAUUCCUGUCUCCAUGUCUUGAUUGCGAAACAAGCUGAGGUCCAACCACAUAUACUCGCUAUCGAUGCAUGGGAUGGAAAGCUUACUUAUUCUGAACUGGAAUUUGCAGCAAAUCGAUUAGCUCACCACCUUACUGGCGCAGGUGUUGUGAUCGAAUCUCUUGUUCAUGUUUGCUUUGAAAAGUCUAUCUGGUACUAUGUCGCUAUCCUGGCAGUUAACAAGGCAGGUGGUGCUUGGGUGCCUUUAGACCCUUCACAUCCAAUUGAGCGCCAGCAGCAAGUUGUUCAGCAGACAGCGGCCAGGCUGGCUUUGGCUUCGCCAACAAAUUCUAGAAUGUGCGCAAGCCUUGGCUUAGUCGUGGUCACGAUUGAUGAGACGUUUGACAAAGCUCUAAGAGACGAGGUACCAGUCAACGUAUCACUUCUGCCAAACCCUACCCUUUCUUCUCGUAAUGCAGCUUUCGUGAUUUUCACUUCUGGAAGUACUGGUACUCCCCAGGGUUUCGUGAUAGAGCACCAGUCCCUUUGCACGAGUCAGAAGGCUGUGUGCAAAAGAAUGAAAAUGACAUCAGAUGUCAGGAUGCUCCACUUCGCAUCACACGUAUUCGAUGCUUCAAUUUGCGAAUCCCUUUUCCCCUUGAUGCUCGGUGCUUGCGUUUGUGUGCCUUCUGAUUAUGAUCGCAUCAAUGCGCUUCCUGGAUUUAUACGCGAUAAAAACAUCACGUGGGCUUCGCUUAUUCCCUCCUUUCUUCGAACGCUGAAGCCUUACCAAGUCCCUGGCUUACAAGCACUAAUCGUAGGCGGAGAAGCACUAAGCCGUGACUUACUCGAGGUCUGGUGCGGACGACUCAGGUUGAUCAACGUGUGGGGACCAGCCGAGUGUUGCCCGAUCAGCUCCGUGCACGAGUGGUCAUUCGCAAAAGAGUCAACGUUGACUAUUGGACGAUCCAGCUGAAGCUGCCAGCUGAAUCGUCAAUCCUCAGGAUCAUUACCAAAUUUCUCCAAUAGGGUGUGUAGGCGAAGUGGUCAUUCAAGGGCCAACCCUUCUUCGUGAGUAUCUUGCCAACAACCAAAAAACCAAGGAAACUGUCAUAACUUCACUGCCCGAAUGGAUGCCUCGACGAACUCAACCAGACUGGAGCCGAUGCUACAAAAGCGGGGGCUUGGCCUUUUACAAUCCAGCCGGGACGAUGGAAUUUGCUGGCCGGAAAGAUACUCAGGUCAAAAUUCGGGGCCUUCGUGUGGAGCUAGGAGAAAUCGAGUAUAACAUCAAGCUAGCUAUGGACGUCUAGCAGGUAGCUGUCGAUGUUUACAGAUCAGAAGUCGGAAUAAGUUUGGUAUCCUAUUUAUGCUUCAGUCAGGAAUCUAAGAUAUCCUUUCAGGGACGGAGUAAUGCGGAUGCAGAUAUCUUCCUACCUCUAGACAACGCACUACGAAGCCAAAUUGGGACCUUGGUUGAGCACUUGAAAACCAAGCUCCCUAGCUAUAUGGUACCAACAAUUUUCAUACCGUGUCGCUAUAUGCUCUUCAUAACAUCAACAAAGCUCGAUCGUAAUAGACUUCGACAGCUGACCACCACGCUGUUAAGCUCAGACGACAUAGCAGAAUACUCCUUGGUUGACUCAAAUAAAACACGACCCGAAACGGAUACAGAGAAAAGUCUUCAGAAAAUCUGGGCCUCAGUCCUUGGCAUAGAUGCAAACUCCAUCGGCCGAGAUGAUAGCUUCUUACAGAUUGGUGGAGAUUCGAUUCAUGCAAUCCAACUUGUCUCCCUGGCUCGCCGACAUAGCAUCGGGCUUACUGUGGCUUCAAUUCUUAAAGAUCCCCGUUUGUCUCGCGUAGCAACCAGUGCCAUAGUGGUCGACGCGAGUGCUCAAAUGCCAUUGGCAUCUUUCAGUCUAGUCUCGAAUGAUCAGAUCAGCGAUUUGAUCAAACAAGCUCGUGAGCAAUGCAAUUUAUCAAGUACCCAGAUUAUCGAAGAUGCUUUCCCUUGCACACCCUUACAAGAAGGCCUCAUGACGCUGGCCAUUUCGAGACCGGGGUCCU
Molecule: messenger RNA, 3567 nt
Organism: Cadophora gregata
Lineage: Eukaryota; Fungi; Ascomycota; Leotiomycetes; Helotiales; Ploettnerulaceae
Exons: 1
Coding region: 293-2476 (727 amino acids)
Biological process (GO): amino acid activation for nonribosomal peptide biosynthetic process; secondary metabolite biosynthetic process
Cellular component (GO): cytoplasm
Molecular function (GO): phosphopantetheine binding
Source: RefSeq, a predicted model, not a curated record